ACAACUGCUAUCUCAAUCAAAUGCAAGCAAAACCAUCACCAUCGUCUCUUGAGCGAAGGGGUGCAAAUCAAGAAGUGACCGAGAAGCGCGCAUCGAGUGCGAGUGCGGGAUCAAAAGGACCAACGCUGAGCAGAACAGCUUCGACAAUCCAAAGCGUUGCGCGAGGGUGCACACCCAACUAGCUGACCCGAAACCCCAUCUCUUCGAGCCCGCAAUCCCCAUUGCCUGACUUUGAAAGAUGGCCGCAAAAAACGGUACCUCCAGCUCCUCCACAUCAGUGCUGGCUCCUGCCGACUUCUACGUGCGGUACUACAUCGGUCAUCAAGGCAGGCAUGGACACGAAUGGUUAGAGUUCGAAUACAACAGGGGAAGAUUGAGAUAUGCCAACAACUCGAAUUACAGAAAUGAUAGUUUAUUGAGGAAAGAGAUGUGGGUCUCACCGUUGCUCAUCACGGAGCUCAAGAGACUGGUAGAGGAUAGCGAAAUCAUGAAGGAAGACGAUGCGAAGUGGCCCAGGAAGAACCAGUUGGGCAGGCAAGAGUUGGAAAUCAGGUUGGGUAAUGAGCACAUCUCUUUCGAAACUGCAAAGAUUGGCUCGUUGGUGGAUGUGCAAGACUCGGAGGAUCCGGAAGGUCUGAGGGUAUUCUACUACCUUGUUCAAGAUCUCAAGUGCCUCAUCUUCAGCUUGAUCAACCUGCACUUCAAGAUCAAGCCAAUCUGAGCGGCGUUGUCAGCGCACAAAGUCUGGCUUUCGAGGCAGCUCAGCAGCUCUGCCACAUCUCGACGAAUAGUUGCCAUCAAAUCGGGGCAAGCGAAGAGAUUGGAGAGCAUGCGUAAUGAAUCACACUUCUCUGCCCAACCUGACUAGACACGAUUGUGAAGCGUUCCAUGGCCGAGCGCAAGUCACCUUCUCUACCUGCCUUUGAGAAGCGCACGUGCUUGUCUUGUCCUGCGCGCGUGUGUCCCUGUUGGCGCA
Ceraceosorus guamensis is the source of this 976-nucleotide messenger RNA. RefSeq names its product putative mago nashi protein. Gene Ontology annotation, cellular component: nucleus; exon-exon junction complex. The record is from RefSeq and is a predicted model, not a curated record. The transcript has 5 exons. Lineage: Eukaryota; Fungi; Basidiomycota; Exobasidiomycetes; Ceraceosorales; Ceraceosoraceae. Gene Ontology annotation, biological process: RNA splicing. The coding region runs from base 239 to 721 and encodes 160 amino acids.